This is a messenger RNA of Closterium sp. NIES-67, 405 nucleotides long. The record is from the annotation of a GenBank genome assembly. NCBI's taxonomy places the organism in Eukaryota, Viridiplantae, Streptophyta, Zygnematophyceae, Desmidiales, Closteriaceae.
CAACGACCACAUGCAGCCUCGCCCGAGAGGUUCGACGAACAACCCCGCCACCGACUAUUGGACGAUUGGAAGUUGGCUAAGGGGCGAACAUCAACCUGCUGCCCCCACUUACCAUCAGCCAUCAUUUUGGAUCGUGAUACGAAAUUCACCAGCAACUUCUGGCGCAACAUGUGGGACUAGUUUGGUAUGCGCCUACAGUUCUCCUCUGCCUAUCACCCCCGAAACUGACGGUCAGACCGAGCGAGCCAAUCACACAAUGGAGCAGCUGAUUUGCGCCACUUGCGAUGACGUGGCCGACUGGGAGCAGCAACUGCCACUGAUUGAGUUCGCGUAUAACAACGCCUUGUCUCCACUACCCCACAGUCACCGUUUUAUCUGAAUUACGGGCAAAACCCUACAUUACCC